AUGGCUACAAUUUUCUCUCCUUCUGCACUCCUCCCUUCAUCCUCCUCCACCACUCCAUCACCUCCAAAACCACCAGUUCAACCGCCACCAACCAAACCCCAUCUCAAUCUCCUCCCUACUAAACCGCAAUUAACUAAAUUAACCACCACACUAGCUGCCACUGCCCUGGCAACCACAAUUCUAACCACCUCACCACCUUCCCUAGCAGACUCUCCUUACCACUUAUACUAUGGAACUGCAGCUAGUGCAGCCAACUACGGUGGAUACGGAGGCAAUUCCGACAAGAAGACCUCCGCAGAGUACAUCUACGACGUGCCAGACGGAUGGAAAGAAAGAUUAGUAUCGAAGGUACAGAAAGGAACUAAUGGCACCGAUAGUGAGUUUUACAAUCCAAAGAAGAAGGCAGAAAAGGAAUAUCUAACUUUUCUUGAAGGUUUUAGGCAACUUGCACCAAAAGACACUGUGCUAAACAACUUGGCAUUAUCAGAUGUAAAUUUGCAAGAUCUGAUUGCAAGUGCUGAAAAUGUUAAAUCAGAAGAGAGAAAGGAUGAAAAAGGGCAAGUUUACUAUGUGUAUGAGAUUGAUGGGCUUGGUGCACAUAGCCUGAUAUCAGUUACUUGUACCAAGAAUAAGCUUUAUGCUCAUUUUGUUAAUGCUCCAACACCAGAGUGGAAUAAGGAUCAAGACACUUUGAGGCACAUUCAUGAGUCCUUCAAAACUGUAGGGUGA
Messenger RNA from Fraxinus pennsylvanica, 729 nucleotides. The record is from the annotation of a GenBank genome assembly. Lineage: Eukaryota; Viridiplantae; Streptophyta; Magnoliopsida; Lamiales; Oleaceae.